UAAGUUAUGUAGCUAUUUCAACUUUUUAAAGAAAGGCAUGGCUGCUGAUACCACAACAGUUGUUAAUGUUCAGGUACUUCCGGAACUUUCGUAAUGGCUUUUUUUUGUUUGUUUUUUUGUUCUGGUUAAUGCGUGUAAGGACCAACUGGAUGGACGCUGCUGCGGCUCCUGCUCCUCCUCCUCCUGCUCUUUGAGCUAAAACUGAUGAAUGAGUGUGGUCUUUCUGAGCUGCCCCGCACCACAGUAUCACCGGGCAGAUAAAAGAAUCACUACUUGGAAGGACUUUGCUGCAAGACCGGGCACAGAAGGAGUGUGCAGUGUGGCCAUGCUGAGGUAGCAGUGACAGGCUACAGGGAAGGAUGUCUGAGGAAGAUGAGACGACUGUGAAUGGAAGGGUAAAGGAGGUGUCAAUCUGUUACAUAAGUGAUGACGAUGAAGAAAAUGAUGGCGAUGAUGAAGAUGAGGGGAUACUCGACCAGCCCCACAGCGCCCCCUUCAGCUCUGAGAAUGAGGCUCAGGGAGGCAACCCCACUGUGUGGCAGUGCACUCCUCCCCCAUCUACCUCACCCUCGGGGGAUGCAGCGGCUCAUCCUGUCCCUUACCAGCCAGCGUCCAGACCUCGGUCCAGGUCGACCAGCCAAAGUCCCUCCCCGCCCUCCGCCCUGACGGGAACUAAGAAGAGAAGCUCCAAACCGUCACACAUGAGACGUAAUAUCAGGAAAAUACUGAGAGAGCAUCAGCUUGAGGCUGUGACCAAAGCCGUCCAGCAGGAGGAGCUGGAAAGGAGGCGUCGUCUGGACCAGCAGAGAAAACAAGACUCCCCUCUACCUGAAUACACAACUGGCGAUGUGGCCAAGCAUGUGUCUUCAUCCACAGCACAAACAGCAUCACAGCAAGAGCUGAAGUCGAGCCGACAGGAAGUGAUACACCUGCACUUGAGUUCCACUGGUGUCGAGAAGAAGGACAGCAGGACAAAUGUAGACUCCUCCGUCACCACAAAUCACAGACCUAAAUCAGACGUGAUUGAUUUGAGCUCAGGUGAGGACGACUCCAUUGUACACAUCAGCAGCGAGUCAGCCGUCGAGGAUGAAGACAGCGAACCAAGUGGCAUUCAUGCCAACGACGCCCACAACAGAGCAGACCAACAGGGCAGAGUCUUGGUCAACUUAAAUCAUCCACUGACAGAACCUGACAUUUUCCUCUCACCUCAGCUGGCACGGGCUGUCAAACCUCACCAGAUCGGUGGAAUUCGGUUCCUCUACGACAACUUGGUGGAGUCAGUGGAGCGCUUUAGCAGCACUAAUGGAUUCGGCUGUAUCCUGGCUCACAGCAUGGGUCUGGGAAAAACACUGCAAGUCAUCUCCUUCGUAGACAUUCUGUUCAGACACACCAAGGCUCACACUGUGCUCGCUAUCGUACCUGUGAACACACUGCAGAACUGGCUGUCAGAGUUCAACUCGUGGGUCCCGUCCCCUGAGGCCUUACCUCCAGACACUGACCAGGGUCUUCUGGCACCUCGCACCUUUAAAGUUCACAUCCUCAACGAUGAACACAAAAAUACAGCUACCAGGGCCAAAGUAGUGGAAGACUGGUCGAAGCAGGGAGGGGUGCUGCUGAUGGGCUAUGAGAUGUACCGCCUCCUGUCACUGAAGAAGAGUGUGGCAGCUGGGAGGAAGAAGAAAAGCAAGAAGACCUCAGGACCUAUUGUUUUGGACAUAGAUGAAGAGGACAGGCAGCAGGAACUGCUGAAAGGUCUAGAGAGAGCCUUGGCCCAACCUGGUCCAGAUGUGGUGAUCUGUGACGAAGGCCAUCGAAUCAAGAACUGCCAUGCCAGCACAUCCCAGGCACUGAAGAACAUCCGUACCCGCCGCAGAGUGGUCCUCACUGGCUACCCACUGCAGAACAAUCUGAUUGAGUACUGGUGCAUGGUUGACUUUGUCCGGCCGGACUUUCUCGGUACACGGCAGGAGUUCAGUAACAUGUUUGAACGUCCCAUUCUGAAUGGGCAGUGCGUGGACAGCACACCUCAGGACGUUCAGCUCAUGAGGUACAGGAGUCACGUCCUGCACAGUCUGCUGGAGGGCUUCGUACAAAGACGAGGCCACGAUGUCCUAAAGGAGCAGCUCCCCUCUAAGGAGGAGCACGUCAUCCUGGUGCGUCUGUCUCCUCUACAGAGGGCGCUCUACACCGAGUUCAUGAAUCGCUUCAGAGAGGCAGGAAACACGGGCUGGCUCAGCCUCAACCCACUGAAGGCCUUCUGUGUCUGCUGCAAAAUUUGGAACCAUCCGGACGUACUGUACGAGGCCUUACAGAAAGAAAACCUGGCGAGUGACCAGGACUUAGACCUGGAUGACCUGAGCUCCACAGGACCUGCCAGAUGUCAGACUACAGCCAAUCAAAAGUCAAAGACCCUGGAGACUCCUGUCCCUGCAGGUGGACUGAGCCUCAACCAGCUUCAGGAGAAGGCAAACCAGGUCAUCAGUUACGAAUGGGCAAAGGACAUAAUGAGCGACUACAAACCUGGCAUCCUGGAGAACUCUGCAAAGAUGGUGAUGCUGUUUCACCUGAUAGAGGAGAGCGUCAGGAAGGGAGACAAAUUGCUUGUCUUUAGUCAGAGUUUGUCUACACUGACAGUCAUUGAGGAUUUCUUGGCCAAGAGACGAGUACCUGUCUCACAGAACAAUUCAGGCAGAGAUCCAUCCAAUCAGCACUGGGUUCGCAACCUGAACUACUACAGACUGGAUGGCAGCACUACAGCCUCAGAAAGAGAGAGGCUUAUUAACCAGUUCAACGACCCAAACAAUACCUCAGCAUGGGUGUUCCUGCUGUCCACCAGGGCCGGUUGUUUGGGUGUGAAUCUGAUCGGGGCUAAUCGCGUGGUGGUGUUUGACGCCUCCUGGAACCCCUGCCAUGAUGCCCAGGCUGUGUGCCGUGUCUAUCGCUACGGUCAGAGGAAGCCCUGUCACAUAUAUCGACUGGUGUGUGAUUUCACAUUGGAGAAGAAGAUCUACGAUCGUCAGAUCUCCAAACAGGGCAUGUCAGACCGUGUUGUGGACGACCUGAACCCCGUCCUGACUUUCACAAAGAGGGAGGUGGAGUCUCUCCUCCACUUUGUGGAAGAGGAGCCAGACCCCUCCCGUGUCCUGCUGCAGCCCCAUGACAAUAUGGAGAGUGUCCUCAAAAAAGCCCUGCACAUCCAUCGGCACCUCAUUACCAAGCAACCAUUUCCACACGAAUCACUGUUGAUGGACCGGAAGGAGCUGAAGCUGAGCAGUGCUGAGAAGUCAGCUGCCAAGAAGGGCUACGAGGAGGAGAAGAAAGCCUCGGUGCCGUACACCCGCCCCUCCUACGCUCACUACUACCCUGCCAGUGAUCAGAGCCUGACCAACAUCCCUGCCUUUAGUCAGAGAAACUGGCGUCCGCCGAGACAAACUGAGGAAAAGGCUACAGCUGUUGUCCGACCAGCUCAGACAACUCCAGUUCCCAUGAUGCCCCGCCAGGCAACGCCAGGCUCCACCACAGUCAGUGAUUCAUCCCAGUCCAGCCCAGGGGGGUUCCCAGUCAACUGUCUGCAGAAAGCUGGAGUGAUUGUCCAGAAGGUUGUCACCACUACUGACAUAGUGAUUCCAGGCACCAACACGUCCUCAGAUGCCCAGACCAGGAUCACAGCUGGAGAGAGCAUCCACAUUAUUAAAGGCACAAAAGGAACUUAUAUCAGGACAUCGGAUGGUCGAAUUUUUGCCAUCAGAGCAGCCAAUAAAGCGAAGACUGCAGAGGAACACACCACAGCACCACCUAAAGAAUCACAAGUUCCAGCGGGUGAAGUCUCAACAAAUGGUAGUAACUAUUGCCUGUCACCUGAUAAAAGGCAACAUGCAACAUCCAAUCCUGUGCCCCGUCCUCUGUCACCUGACAGCCCAGAGAUCAUCAGUGAGCUGCAGUGUUACACAGGUGGACCACCAGCUGGGGUCACCUCAGUGUCUGGAGGUCAACCAGAGAACGACAUCCACAGUCUGCAUUCCUCCAAACCGCUUCAAACCAACGGCAGCAGUAAAUGCAGUUCACUCACUGGAACUCUGGACCACCACGUUGCCUCUGACACCAAUCAAACUCAAGACGCGAGGACAGGCCCUAAGCGUAAAGCCUCCUCUCCGUCUGUGGAUGAAAAGCCCAGCAAACUGCCCUCUGCUGGCAAGCACUCCUCAGCCCCUGUGGCCGCACAGGGCUUCCCCUUCAGUGGGGGUUAUAGCCUCCCUUCAUUGGCUGGUUCGCCUUAUUUUCAGCCACCCCACACCCAGCUGGGUACUCCUGGAUACAGGUGUGAAGAUCUGUUCAGCAUGGACGGGAGCAGCAAUCCUCCUUCUCCCACCUCCUCAUCCACUUCCUCUACAGUGACUACGACCCCUGCUGUGCCAUCCUCUGCAGCAGUGAAGGCUGCCAGUUUGCUUUCUAGUGCCCUGCCUCCAUUCAUGCUCAAUCGCAGCUUUGCUGGCAUGGCCGGAAUGCUGCCACCAGGCUUUCCCCUUUCUUACAGCCAGUCUCUGGCCAGUCUCUACGCAGGUACCAUGCUUCCAGGUGGGCUCCCAGGAUCUGCUGCCACUCCUGGGCCUGGUGGGGCCAGCUUCCUGCCCCAGUAUCCCCCCGCUGCAGCCUCCACCUCUUCCUCAUCUUCUCCUUCCUCUUUCUCCUCUUCAGCACAGUCAGAUGGCCAUUGUGGCCCUCUGGUGGUAAACGGCGGGAACGUCCGUAGCUCCAGCAGCUCUGAUGAUGAUGUAGUUGAGGUGAUGGGAAAGUGAUGGCCUCAUUAUAUCGUUCUUUGGGUAAGCUUGGUUUAAUUAAAACAUCGUUACAAUGGGAUGUCAUCCUAUUUGUCAGAGCACGGGCUUUGAUUGGCCUAUGAAUGUGAGGGAAAUACCUGAAUGCAGUGAACUGGUGAGAAGUGAGUCCUUGCUAAAAUGGUCAUCUGCCUUGGAAGACAGUGCAAGUGAAGACUAAAAACUGACUGAAGUUGGAGCAACAGCUUUUGAUGAUGACGAUCAUACGACGAAACCUGAGGGAAAAAAAAAA
This is a messenger RNA of Cynoglossus semilaevis (tongue sole), 5067 nucleotides long. RefSeq names its product helicase ARIP4-like. The record is from RefSeq and is a predicted model, not a curated record. Gene Ontology annotation, molecular function: ATP binding; ATP hydrolysis activity. Gene Ontology annotation, cellular component: nucleus. Bases 360 to 4796 code for a protein of 1478 amino acids. NCBI's taxonomy places the organism in Eukaryota, Metazoa, Chordata, Actinopteri, Pleuronectiformes, Cynoglossidae. The transcript is spliced from 24 exons.